Messenger RNA from Echinops telfairi (small Madagascar hedgehog), 2029 nucleotides. RefSeq names its product MKKS centrosomal shuttling protein. The record is from RefSeq and is a predicted model, not a curated record. Gene Ontology annotation, molecular function: ATP binding. Gene Ontology annotation, cellular component: nucleus; cytoplasm; kinociliary basal body. The coding region runs from base 15 to 1727 and encodes 570 amino acids. NCBI's taxonomy places the organism in Eukaryota, Metazoa, Chordata, Mammalia, Afrosoricida, Tenrecidae. The transcript has 4 exons. Gene Ontology annotation, biological process: developmental process; cilium assembly; chaperone-mediated protein complex assembly.
CUGCCUGAAGUAAGAUGUCUCGUUUUGAAGCUAAAAAGCCCUCAGUGUGCGAAAGUGACCCGCUGAAGAGUGAGCGAGUCAGGGCCACACUUCCAGUCUUAAAAGGAAUCGUCACGUCAUGCUAUGGGCCUUCAGGCAGGCUGAAGCAUCUGCACAACAAUGUUGGAGGGCAUGUGUGCACAACAUCACAGUCAUCAGCCCUGCUCGGUCGCCUUUCAGUCACCCACCCCGUAUUAAAGAUCCUGACCACUUCCAUGCAGAAUCUAGUGUCGUGCUUCAGUGACUGUGGUUUAUUCAUGACCAUUCUUUGCUGCAACCUGAUUGAAAAUGGUCAGGCACUAGACCUGGCCCCCACCACUGUCAUUGAAUCAAACAAGCUGCUUUUGAGGCUCUGCACCACUUACCUCAAGUCUGAGGUGUGUGGUUGCCGGAUCCCAGUCGACUUCAGCAGUACCCAGAUCCUCCUGUGCUUGGUGCGCAGCAUACUCACCAGUAAACCUGCCUGUAUGCUCACCAGAAAGGAAGUAGAUCACAUCAGCGCUUUAGUUCUGAGAGCCUUCUUGCUUACCAUUCCAGAAAAGGCGGAAGACAGCAUCAUUUUAGGGAAGAGCAUAAUUGUCCCUUUAAAAGGUCAGAGGGUUCUGGACUCUACUGUAUUGCCUGGAAUGCUCAUUGAAAUGCCUGAAGUUCAGCUGCUGAGGACGUCAGCCAUCACAAGCUCCAGUGCCCUGAAGGUGGCACUCUUUUGUGUAUCUUUAUCUGGAGACGUUUCUGACACUGGAGAAGGAACUUUGGCAGUCAGUUACGGAGUGUGCCUGGAAAGGGCAGUCCUGGACCAGUUGCUUGACCUAGGAAGGCAGCUGGUUAGGGACCACGUAGGUCUUGUCAUGUGCCAGAAAGUUAUACACCCAUCUUUGAAGCAGUUUCUCAGUAGGCACCAUGUUAUUGCCAUAGACAGACUCGGAGUAGCUUUAAUGGAACCACUGAGUAAAAUGACAGGGUCACAGCCCAUUGGUUCCCUAGGUUCAGUCUCUCUCAGUAGCUACGGAAGUGUAAAAGAUUUGUGCUCAGCAACAUUUGGCUCCAAACACUUUUUUCAUCUUAUUCCUAACGAAGUGACUGUCUCCAGCUUGCUCCUUUGCAGCAGAAGUGACGCGGCCUGGGAGGAGUUGAAGCUCACGUGUCAAACAGCACUGCAUGUCUUACAGUUAACUGUCAAGGACCCAUUUGUUUUCUUGGGAGGUGGCUGUACUGAAACUCAUUUGGCUGCAUAUAUCAGACACAAGACUCUUCACGAGCCAGGAAGCGUUCUCAAGGGUGAUGGAUGUUCUCAAACAGAACUUCAGCUGACUGCUGAGGCCUUUUGCAGAGCUCUAGAGUCACUUGCUGGCUCCUUAGAACAUGAUGGCGGUGAAAUUCUCACUGACAGGAAGUAUGGACACUGUUGGUCAGCUCAGUCCCAUUCGCCCGCGGCUGUUAACUGGCCAGAUUUGCUUUCAAGGUGUGGUUGUGGAUCACUCAGUAGCCAGGAACAACUCAGCUGGUCUUGCUUAAAAAGCAGUUAUCAUCCUUCUAUGCCACCAGCCUGCCUGCCCCAGGAAGCUGCCUACUCAUCCAGCGACCUGACUUUGGACUGCUUCACUGCUAAGCUUAACGGUCUACAGGUGGCGGUGGAGACAGCUAAUUUGAUUUUGGACCUUGCAUAUGUCAUUGAAGACACAAACUGAUAAAAGAAGAACACGUAUAGAGCUAAGAUAAACCUAGCCAGGUGUCAAUUAAGAAAAAUGAUGUGUUUGUUCUCUUGUAAAGACCUGUUCUGCACAUUUGGACAGAUGAUUCAUAAAGUUAACCAUAUGUUUGUUUGAGGAAAAUGUCGAAUUCUUGAGAGAAAUGGCAUAAAGUAAUAAAGAUAAGGACCACUUUAUUGAAGAUAUUCUAUCUUGAUGUCUUCACAUAAUAUGUUGUUUCGAAUGUUUUAUUGUAGCUGCUAUUUUGACAUUUUAAGUUAAUACAGAGUUUUUAAAAAUUC